AUGCUCCCACCAACACCCCUAAACAAAACCCUCCUCCCCCUAACCCCAGCCCAACUCAACACCGCCUCACAAAAGUGCCUCGCCCUCCAAACGACCGGCCGAACAACGCACUCAAAGCGCCCCUUCGCCGCGCUCCUCCUGGCCCCAGACAACGAAACAGUCCUGCUAACGUCCCUCUCGCUCUCGCACGUGCGCCACGCCGAAUGCGAGCUCGCGCGGAACGCAGCAGACAACUACGCAUUCGACUACCUCGCCUCGUGCACAAUCGUCUCGACCUGGGAGCCCUGCGCCAUGUGCGCGGGCGCCAUAUACUGGGCGCAUAUUGGGCGGCUUGUGUAUCUGGCUUCUGAGAAGGAGUUGCGGAAGCUGACGGGGGUUGGGAAUGUGGAGAAUCUGACGCUUGAUUUGCCGUGUCGCGCGGUGUUUGGGGCUGGGCAGACAAGAGUUGAGGUUGUUGGGCCGUUGGUGGAGGAGGGGUGGGAGGGGAGGGUUGUGGAGGAUGCGGCGCUGUUUUGGGGGAAGGCGGGUUAG
This is a messenger RNA of Aspergillus mulundensis, 531 nucleotides long. RefSeq names its product nucleoside deaminase. Gene Ontology annotation, biological process: purine nucleoside catabolic process. The record is from RefSeq and is a predicted model, not a curated record. Gene Ontology annotation, molecular function: guanosine deaminase activity. The transcript has a single exon. NCBI's taxonomy places the organism in Eukaryota, Fungi, Ascomycota, Eurotiomycetes, Eurotiales, Aspergillaceae. The coding region runs from base 1 to 531 and encodes 176 amino acids.